AUGGAGGAAGAUGUGGACGAGGACAUUCCGCGAAUGGUAAGCGUUUCGACAAAUCUGUUACUGUUGCAGCGAUCCAGCGUGAUAAUUCCAUCGUUGCAAAGAGAGGAAAAACGAUUCUUCGAUCUGGUCGAGGUCGGAAGCGUCCCAGAAGUGAGGGAGUUCCUUGAGUCGAAACCAGAUUUUAAUAUCAAUGUCGCGGAUUUUCAGGGUGUCACGGCACUUCACAUAGCAGUUCGGAACAGGAACGCGGCAAUGGUGGAAUACCUGCUGUCUUAUCCCGACAUCGACCCAGGCGAUACUCACCUCCAUGCCAUCAGGGACAACGACAUUAAAAUUACCAGUAUGAUUUUAAACAAACUGAACGAUCUGAUGGCUGGUCUCGAGUACGUGGGCGUCACGCACAGCACCGACUUCCCGGACGACACUACGCCUCUCGCGGUGGCCGCACAAUGCGGUCACUUCGAAUUGAUCAAUUUCCUGCAGAGAAGACAUCAUACGAUUUCGAAGCCGCAUCCACCGAGUUGCAACUGCAACGAGUGCAAAAGCGAGAGGGAAAGAUCCGACCUGCUGGCGAUAGAGAAAAUGCGACUACUUAUGUACAAAGCAAUCACGAACCCAGCAUACAUUUGCCAGACCGUCGAGGACCCGAUUCUGGAAGCCUUCAAUUUAUCUUACGAGCUGAAUAAAGCCGCCUCAUUCAACAAAGAAUUCUAUCACGAGUACAAAACUCUCUCGACGGAUGUCGCACAAUUCGCGACCGACCUGAUCGAUUGUGCGCGCACGGUCGACGAAGUGGAAGAGAUGCUGAAACAGUCAACCGGAUUCGCUCAUUCAUCCAAGUUCAUCUAUCCACGACUGCUAUUCGCGCUCCACUACAAGCAGAGGACUUUCGUGGCUCACCCCAACAUACAACAGUUGAUCGAGAGUAAAUGGAUCGAGGGCUGGUACGAGUGGAAGAUAAUGGGAACGUGGAUGAAGUGUCUAUUAGUGAUUUUACGCGUUGUUAUGCUGCCGUUGAUACUGUUCGUCGUUUUCUUCGCACCCUACUCUAACAAGUCAAAAUUCUGGCAGUCGCCCGUUAACAAAUAUCUCUCAUCCACCGCCAGCUACAUCGUGUUUCUAUUAUUCGCUUUCCUCCAGUCGACGGCUGACAAAAGCGAACAGCUCCGUGGACCACCCAACACCGGUAUUCUAAACAAUUUUCUAAAAUCGAGCUAUAAAACAAAAUCAAACGCCUCGACCUCUGACCCCGGGGAUACUUUAUUAGUGUACGUUUGGAUUAUGAUCAUCUACAUCAUCGCGUAUACCUGGGCGAUGAUCCGUCUAUGCGUGGUGCAUGGCGCGAAGAAGUUCUUUACGACGCCUCAGUACUGGUUCGAGGUAUUGAUAAUAUUCCUAUUUCUUCUGACAUUUUUAUAUUGGAUAAUCGCCGCCGUGGACGUGACAAUAAACGGACAGCUGGAAUUGGAGAGGAAGUAUUGGAACAAGUAUGAUCCCACGCUGAUCGGUGAAGGGAUUUUCUGUCUUGCGACCAUCGCAGCGUUUCUAAAAUUAUUAUAUAUCUGCUUGCUGAACUAUCAUCUUGGACCACUGCAGCUGUCUCUGGGAAAAAUGAUCACGGACGUUGUGAAAUUUAUCAUUCUUUUCAGCAUCAUUAUCCUUGCUUUCACCACGGGAACGUGUAAACUAUAUCAGUAUUACGACGAGAUGGUUCAGAUCGACGACGAAUCUAAGAUCAAGACUCAACAAGUCAGCUCGUUCGUGGACUUCAAGUCCACGUUGAAGACUCUGUUCUGGGCACUCUUCUGCAUGAGUCCCAUCGAAAGCGCGGACGUGAUAAUCGAGAAUCUUCCAGGCGAAUCGGAAAACGAGACUGUCAUCAAUCAUCACACGUUCACAGAGGUUAUAGGCUACAUAUCAUUCGCUGGCUUCACGUUCAUUUCUGUAAUAGUGAUACUGAACAUGCUAAUCGCAUGCAUGUCGAACACAAUGACAAAAGUCACGGAAAACCUGAUCGUUGAAUGGACUUUCGGCCGAACAGAGACUUAUGUCGAUUACAUGCUUACAACAACCCUUCCACCGCCGUUCAAUAUUAUUCCAACCUACAUCGGUAUUCAGCCAGUGAUCGAGUACGUGAAGAUAUUCCUUAAACCGACAGAAGAUAAGCGUGCGCGAUGGAGCAUAAAUCACUGUUGCUAUAUCGAAUCUUUAGAAACCGAGAAGAACAAACAAUUUUCCAUGGUGAUGAGGCGACUGGUUCAACGUUAUUUCCGGCAAAAAGAAAAAGCGGCGGAUGAGAACGAAAUAGAGAGGCUCAGGAAAGAAAUCGUAGAACUUAGGAACCUUUUAAGGGACGCUUUGUCUACCGAUUGA
Molecule: messenger RNA, 2373 nt
Organism: Colletes gigas
Lineage: Eukaryota; Metazoa; Arthropoda; Insecta; Hymenoptera; Colletidae
Product: short transient receptor potential channel 4-like
Exons: 11
Coding region: 1-2373 (790 amino acids)
Biological process (GO): regulation of cytosolic calcium ion concentration; calcium ion transmembrane transport; manganese ion transport
Cellular component (GO): cation channel complex; membrane
Molecular function (GO): protein binding; inositol 1,4,5 trisphosphate binding; store-operated calcium channel activity
Source: RefSeq, a predicted model, not a curated record